Messenger RNA from Trifolium pratense (red clover), 720 nucleotides. RefSeq names its product agamous-like MADS-box protein AGL62. The transcript has 3 exons. Bases 1 to 720 code for a protein of 239 amino acids. The record is from RefSeq and is a predicted model, not a curated record. Gene Ontology annotation, biological process: positive regulation of transcription by RNA polymerase II. Gene Ontology annotation, molecular function: RNA polymerase II cis-regulatory region sequence-specific DNA binding; protein dimerization activity; DNA-binding transcription factor activity, RNA polymerase II-specific. Lineage: Eukaryota; Viridiplantae; Streptophyta; Magnoliopsida; Fabales; Fabaceae.
AUGUCGAGCGGAAAGAAAACCCAAGGUCGCCAAAAGGUUGAGAUGAAAAGGAUGACCAACGAGAGCAACCUGAAAACGACUUUCUCGAAGCGCCGUAGCGGGCUCUUCAAGAAAGCUAGUGAGCUUUGCACUCUUUGUGGUGCUGAUGUUGCUCUAGUUGUAUUUUCACCUGGUAAAAAAGCAUAUUCCUUUGGUCACCCCAAUGUUGAUACGGUCAUAGAUCGUUAUAUCUCACGGGUUCCGCAUCAAAACAAUGGAACCGCGGGAUUAAUCAUUGAGGCUCGACGUAAUGCCAACGUUCAUGAGCUCAAUUCUCAGCUGACACAGAUCAACAACAUAUUAGACAUCGAGAAAGGGCGUAUGGAUGAGUUGAGUCAAAUUCACAAUAUGAAUGAGGCUCAGUAUUGGUGGGCUCGCUCCUUUGAUGGGAUGAAUUGGGAUCAACUUGAAUUUUUGAAAAAUAAAUUUGAGAAUUUGAAGAAUCUUAUUGCUCAACAUCCUAAUAGGCAUGUAAUUCAGGGUGCUCCAACCCAAACUCUACCAUUUUUUGGUGGAAAUGCUUCAUCCUCUAACAUGCCUCUCCACCAUCAACCAAAUCCUAACCAAGCUCAAAUUAUUCUUUCGGAACAGAUUUUUGAGAACCCUAUGUUGCAACCACAUUUAUUUGGUUUCAACAAUAUGGGAGGAGGAGGAGGAGGAGGAGGAUAUGGACCUUCCUGA